AUGCACGACACCGAGGCUCUCGCAGCGGCUUUCGACAACGAGUCCAACUACAUUGCGUACUGUUGCCAGGUGCACUCGCACACUUACACCUGUAUCAAAUAUUCCCUAAAAGGACUCGUUAGAGACAGUGCAGAUCAAAAUAGAGGGACGGCUUGUCGGUUCAAGGCACCUUGGAAGAUCGUCGAGAGCACCGGAUUCACGGAUGACGGUCUGCUCAGAAUCCGGCGGAAUCACCCGCUCGUCAACCGGUACAACAAAGCAAUGGCAGUCGGCCUCCGCCACAACCACGACAUCUCCAUGAUCUUGACUAAGGCCAAGGGACUCGCCAUGGUAUUUUACAUCACAAACUAUGCCACCAAAUUAGACACGCCCAUGUGGAAACGCCUUGUCUUCGCAGCUGACGUUCUUCGACAACUUCGUGAAUCUGCGGCGCUGAGGGGGCCGAGUCUUGCCGAACAGGGUGCCCAGCGCCAGGUUGUGGUAAACGAGAGUCGCCAAUUUCUGAUGAGAGCGGCGAAUCGAAUCUUUUCCGAGAGACAGCUUUCGGCCGUAGAGGUCUGCUACUUCCUGCUCGGGUAUCAAACCGAUUUUACUAAUGUGCCACACUGGUCCUAUAUCAAUCUGACGGCACUCUACUGGACUAUUUUCCGUCGCUGGCCACACCUCCGUCGCCAGGCCUGCAUGCAAACAGACGCCGAAGAGCCGUCGGAGACGGUACAGUUUCGGCAAAAUGGCCGGACCUUACUGUACCUGGAUGCCUAUGCCUAUCGAGGCCCAGUUCUGAGGCACGUGUGUCUCUAUGACUAUAUGUCUAUGGUUACCCUGGAGCGCCGCCGUGGCCGAGAUGAGGAUGAGAUCCGUAUUGCGCUAGAAGGGCCUCCGGAAUGUCACGAAUGGAUACAAAAGCUUCGCCUGCCCCCCGAAUACGCGGUCCCGGUCUUUCAGGGAUUCAUCAGCGACGACCACAUGGAUGAGCACCCGGUGUAUUUCAAACGAAACUCGGUUCUCCAUCUGGCCUUGUUCGUACCAUGGGAAAAAUUUCUCUCCGAGACGCACCCUAAUAUCACGGGCAUAUGGCAGAACUUUGCAGAUACCCUCUGUGCUCGCUUGAGAUUGUGCAUCGCAAACAUCUCCCUCCUCAGGAGAUCGGCUGAGGAUGCUCGUAAGGAUGCUCGGCUCUGGGCCAGCCGAUCGGAAGGCGACGACACAGUCGAUGUAGAAUUCCCUCUGGAUGAAAGCAAUGAUAACGAUGAGCCAACCACAGAGGAGCCAACAAUGGCAGAGCACCAUCAAAGCUAUACAGCUCUCCUUCGGAGUCUCCAAACUGCUGUGCGAGACUCCGACGCAACGAAGGAUUCCUCAGUCCUGCGGGGCCUGAUCCGAGACUUUUGCCAGGAGAACCCGGCAGAAGAAGGCCGACCUUUUAUUCAACGCCACGAGAAUUUCUAUCAGCAAAUUAACCAUCAUCAGGAUAGCGUCUUGUCUCACUGUUCGAUUCCUUCUGCUCAAGACGUCCAGGCAGCGGCGAAGGCUCAGGAUCUGCUGCAUCUCAAGAUGCUCAAUGAGGUGGAGAGUGCUGUUCAAGGUGGCACGACCUCUGUCGACAACGCCGACAUCGAUGAUCUACUUGUGCGGCAGUGUGAUACGGAUGUUCCCAUUACUAGGAGGCCGGAAGACUUGAAUGGGCAAAGUCCUCCGAUGCUUGUUGAGCUAGGCCCCGUCGGAGGAUUCACGGAGCUAGGACUUCGAGCCGCCUCCACGUAUACGCUCAACGGGCUGCAGAGCAUGGCACUACAACUUGUGUGUCGGUUCUUGGACAAGUAUAUCGACAAUCCCGAAUCCGCUGGUCAACAUCUUCAAUACAUUGGUGGUCCAGGCGGUACCGGGAAGUCCAGAAUUGUAGAUGCCUUGCGGGACGUAUUCGCGGCUAGAGGGCAGCCACAUCACCUCCAGAUUACCGGCACGUCAGGCAGUGCAGCAGCUCAGAUCGGCGGGACGACACUCCACUCGGCCUGCGGACUGGAUAUCCAUCAUUCCAGCGACAGAAAACUGUCUCCAACUUUCUCGGAAGCGAAGAAAUGGAUGUGGAAGCAGAAGUUGGUACUUGUGAUCGACGAAGUGAGCAUGCUCGGGGGAGCCACUCUAUUCCAUGCGAACUGCCGCCUCCAGGCUCUCCGUGACUGCCCCGACAAGCCAUUUGGCGGCAUUCCUGUUGUUCUCCUGAUGGGUGAUUUCUAUCAGUUCGCCCCCGUGCUCGAGACAAGUCUCCUGGUGGACCGGAUGGUAGAUUCGGCUUACACGGCCUCUUUGGGGCAGGCCACCAUUGCUCACCAUCGUGGUCACAGCCUCUGGCUCAUGUUCAAGACCGUCGUCCUUCUUGAGGAGCAAGUUCGCGCGCGAGACGAUCCUCAGCUGGGCGCUCUUUUGGACAGAGUACGGGCUGGAACCCAGACGAAUGAGGACCUUGACCUGCUCAACACCAGGCUCGUGGACCGCUCCCAAAUCACCUUCAAGGCUGGCUUGCGCGCCAUAACCCCGCUCAAUCGCAACCGAUGGAGCCUCAACAUGGAAGCCUUGAUAGAUUGGGCCCGCUUUCACAGAAGGCAUAUCUCGAUCUUCAUCUCGACCCACACAUGGCGCAGCCGGGCCUUAUCCCAGCUGGAGGUAGCCCAGACCAUCGAGCAAGGCGACAACUCCAGCUGCAAGAUCCCUGGGGUAUUCUUCUACGCCCAGGGAAUGCCCGUAGUUGUCAACAAAAAUACCUACACCGGCUUGAGAGUUGUGAACGGGGCCGAGUUUACGGCUGUGGACGUCAUCCCAGAUCCAAAGUUCCCGGGCUACUGUCUUGCGGACGAUGUUACCAUCCACUUCGGCCCGCCACUGGGCAUACUGUUGGAGUCGCAAGACACAAAAGAUCUAGCCAUCCCGGCCCUCCCAACAGGCACCGUGCUCAUCCGGCCCAUCACGCAUACCCUCGAUCCAGCCAACUCUCACUACAGGUUCUUAUCCGGGAAAUGCACUCGGCGAGGACUACCUGUCGUCCCGGCCUUCGUUCUGACUGACUACAAAGCCCAAGGCAAAACAUUUAUAGACGUUCUGUUGGAGCUGCGAGGAAAUCGCAUGACAAAUGGGCAACCAUCGAAGUGCGACUUCACCAGUCUCUAUGUGCAACUAUCCAGGUGCAGAACACUGCAAGGCAUCAAACUGCUCAGUCCCGUACGGCCGCAGGAUUUCCUCGGCAACAAGCCGGACCAAAGCAUGAUUGAUGCCAUGCGGAGACUGACGGACCUAGCAAUCAGCGCGUGA
Fusarium falciforme is the source of this 3306-nucleotide messenger RNA. RefSeq names its product ATP-dependent DNA helicase. The transcript is spliced from 3 exons. NCBI's taxonomy places the organism in Eukaryota, Fungi, Ascomycota, Sordariomycetes, Hypocreales, Nectriaceae. Gene Ontology annotation, biological process: telomere maintenance; DNA repair. The record is from RefSeq and is a predicted model, not a curated record. Gene Ontology annotation, molecular function: DNA helicase activity. Bases 1 to 3306 code for a protein of 1101 amino acids.